Molecule: messenger RNA, 263 nt
Organism: Dentiscutata erythropus
Lineage: Eukaryota; Fungi; Glomeromycota; Glomeromycetes; Diversisporales; Gigasporaceae
Source: the annotation of a GenBank genome assembly
AUGACGGUGACACAUAAUGAUAUACAAGAGCGAGAGAUAUUGACAACAUUGAUUGCAGACUGCACUUUCUCACCUUUAUGGACUAGAAAAAGAUUUAUAAUAUGGAUGGAUAAUCAAGCAAACGUGGAAGCAUACUACUCCAGAUUAGAGCAUAUAGCUGGAAAAUCGAAUGUAGAUGCCGACCUACUUUCCCGGAGUAGUCACAAAGAAUUCAUGAUCAAAAAUCCUUUAUCAUAUUACCUCCAACCCAACAUGCCUCUUGA